Messenger RNA from Echinostoma caproni, 282 nucleotides. The record is from the annotation of a GenBank genome assembly. Lineage: Eukaryota; Metazoa; Platyhelminthes; Trematoda; Plagiorchiida; Echinostomatidae.
AUGCCAGUGAACGAAGUGAGCACUACUCUGAAGGACAUAAGCCGAAGCGCUAUGAGCGUCCUGAUGGCAUCCGGCGAAGCAUACGAACUAACUGGCGCCACUAACGCUCUGCUUAGCCUUCUGGCUGCUGUCGAAACCCGUUGGCAACUGUUCGAGGAGAACGGAGAAAGCAAACUAACAGAGAACCCUUACCAAGAUAUCAAUGUUCAAGCGUUAUUGGAGUUAGCUAGGUUAGUCUCCUUUACAAUAUCCUCAUUUCUCUCCGUGUGCAUCUCGGUUUGA